This is a messenger RNA of Arabis nemorensis, 1413 nucleotides long. The record is from the annotation of a GenBank genome assembly. NCBI's taxonomy places the organism in Eukaryota, Viridiplantae, Streptophyta, Magnoliopsida, Brassicales, Brassicaceae.
AUGUUGCUCAAACCCGGAAACAAGAUUCUCUCGCCGGAGAGGAGUCAUCAUUUUGACUCAGCCUCAAGCUCAUCAAACCAUAAAUCUCAACAACAACAACAAUCACGCAAAGAUAUGAAGAAGCAAUAUGAUGAUCAAAAGACUAAGAAAAUGGAAGAACAUCUAAUCAAAACAGCCAUGAGCUCACGAAGUAACAGCAUCGAAAGCACAUCAUCUAAUAAUCAUUCUAAGCCUCACACUGGAGGAGAUGUUAGGUGGGACGCAGUGAAUUCUCUUAAAUCGAGAGGAAUCAAGCUCGGGAUCGGCGAUUUCCGCGUUUUGAAACGGUUAGGUUACGGAGAUAUCGGAAGUGUUUAUCUCGUUGAGCUCAAAGGAGCAAACAAGACGACGUAUUUCGCGAUGAAAGUGAUGGAUAAGGCUUCUCUUGUGAGCAGGAACAAGCUUUUGAGAGCUCAAACGGAGAGAGAGAUCUUGUCUCAGCUUGAUCACCCUUUCUUGCCUACUCUUUACUCUCAUUUCGAGACUGAUAAAUUCUAUUGCUUGGUUAUGGAGUUUUGUAGCGGUGGCAACCUUUAUUCCUUGAGACAGAAGCAACCCAACAAGUGUUUCACUGAAGAUGCUGCAAGGUUCUUUGCAUCAGAAGUGUUAUUAGCAUUAGAGUACUUACACAUGCUCGGAAUCGUAUAUCGCGAUCUAAAGCCAGAGAACGUUCUUGUCCGAGGCGACGGUCACAUUAUGCUCUCCGACUUCGAUUUAUCCCUCCGUUGUUCAGUCAACCCAACACUCGUCAAAUCUUCCUCCGUCCACGUCAACGGCGGCGCAACCACCACCACCGGAAUCAUCGACGACGACGCGGCGGUCCAAGGAUGUUACCAACCAUCAUCAUUCUUCCCAAGAAUCCUCCAAUCUUCCAAGAAAACCCGAAAAUCAAAAUCCGAUAUCGACGGAUCAUUACCAGAACUCAUGGCAGAGCCGACAAACGUGAAGUCAAUGUCUUUUGUCGGAACACACGAGUAUUUAGCUCCGGAGAUUAUCCGAAACGAAGGUCACGGAAGCGCCGUGGAUUGGUGGACGUUCGGGAUCUUCAUCUACGAGCUACUCCAUGGAGCGACGCCGUUUAAAGGACAAGGAAACAAAGCUACACUUUACAACGUCGUCGGACAACCUCUGAGAUUCCCGGAGAAUUCUCAGGUGAGUUCGACGGCGAAAGAUUUGAUCAAAGGAUUGUUGGUGAAAGAGCCGCAAAAGAGAAUCGCGUAUAAGCGAGGAGCGACGGAGAUCAAGCAACAUCCAUUCUUCGAAGGUGUGAAUUGGGCCUUGAUUCGUGGUGAAACGCCGCCUCAUAUGCCGGAGCCGGUGGAUUUCUUGUGCUAUGUGAGGAAAGAGGAGGAGUCUUUGCCGGUGCAACGUUGA